GCAACUUCCGGCGCGGGUACGGGUCGGCGCACGCGGUCUCGGUUCGGUUGACUUUGCGGAGCCAUGGAGGGUGGCUUCGGCUCGGACUUCGGGAGCUCCGGCGGCGGCAAACUGGACCCGGGGCUCAUCAUGGAGCAGGUGAAGGUGCAGAUCGCCGUGGCUAACGCGCAGGAGCUGCUGCAGAGGAUGACGGACAAGUGCUUCCGGAAGUGCAUCGGGAAGCCGGGGGGCUCCCUGGACAAUUCGGAGCAGAAGUGUAUCGCCAUGUGCAUGGACCGCUACAUGGACGCCUGGAACACCGUGUCCCGCGCCUACAACUCGCGGCUACAGCGGGAGCGAGCCAACAUGUGACCCCCCCCCCCUCCGCGCCGCGUCCGGCCCCGCGGGCUCCCGGCAGGCCCCCACCCCAACCCCCUUUUCCGUUUCCAUAAAGGCCCUUUGUGAAGCGGGGGCCCGCCUGUGCA
This is a messenger RNA of Prionailurus viverrinus (fishing cat), 464 nucleotides long. It is a transcript of the gene TIMM13, whose product is annotated as translocase of inner mitochondrial membrane 13. Lineage: Eukaryota; Metazoa; Chordata; Mammalia; Carnivora; Felidae. The transcript is spliced from 3 exons. Bases 64 to 351 code for a protein of 95 amino acids. The record is from RefSeq and is a predicted model, not a curated record.